UCCACAGACUUUGGACAUGGGGAGUAAAAUGUCCUUCAGCAGAGGAAGCAGUGACCGAAAUACCGUCUCUGACCUAACGUCUGUGACAGCUCGUCCGUGCAGUUCCAUUCAUGCUCCUUCGGACUGCAAGCAGAUACCUGAGGAUAAGAGAUGCAGGGAUGAAGACCUGGACUCCAGUUGGAGAGAGGAAAUGAAGGCGACAGAGCCGAGUCAAACUGCCCCUGAGUCCCACUCAUCGUGGACUCUGGAGUCUGACGGCCACGUUCACUCUGAAACAGGCAGCAGAGCUAAUAGUCAGCAGGCUGCGGACAUGCCCUCACAGGUAGGGAUGGAAGCAAUGGCUGCUGCGAUCGUGUGCAGCUCAACAACAGACACUCACAAACAGACUGUGGAGGUCUGCAAAAAACACAGGCGCGCCCGUAAAAUUAAAACGCGGUUGACUGCGGCGGACAAAAACAAUCCACAUACUGCUGGUGUUGAUGCAGUUCAGCACGAGGAGAUCAGCACGACAAUACCAUUGCCAGCAAGUUUGGAAAACCACACCAGUGGUGAUGUGCCUCACACUGUAGACAAUCCCUUAAUCAAUUAUUCUGCUCCUCAUACUGUCUGUGAUGGUAAAGUAGAAGACGAUGUGCCUGUGUUGAGAAAGAGAAGAGGACGGCCAAAAAGAGCCCAAAUUACAGCUUUUAAAAACAUCUUUACUGAGGAAGCUGAGGACAAUACCCCUGGCGGUCCUGCAAGGAGGCUGAGGAGUAGAGGAGAGGGGGAGCCUUGCACGCAAGAUGAACUUACUGGAUCUGAUGCAUCAAAUUUACAAGCUGUUAAAAGAAGAAGGAGUAAACUGGCUGAUCAGCAGGUUCCAGCUAAACUGUCCAGACUGGAGGGUUCCCAGGAGGUCUCGGCAGUAAUGGGCAACAACACUGUGCCUGUGUGGCUGUGUGGGGGGAGAGCGGAGACAAAUAAGCAGGUGGAACUUAACACUGACAAACAACAGACUGAAGCAGACACACGGGAACAUCAGUUCUCCCCGCAGUCAAGAACAGGAGAGCAACAGACAGAGCAAAAAGCUGUAGCAGUACCGCAAAGGAGACUGCGUUCCCAGGCUGCAGCUGAGCCUGAAGUUAUUCCCUCAAAGGAUUUACACAGUCUGAAUAAUAUAGUGGGCAUCACUGACAGUGGCAAGGCUUACUCACUGAGCAGUCCUGACUCUCCAAAGGACACAAACCUGCAGAGUACAGAGCUGUCCAGCCCUGAUGUUGUAUUGUCUACAGAGCAAUCACCAAAACUUGUCGGCAGCCGCCCUGCUGUUAAAACUGAGAACAUAGAGGCGGAGCUGGAUCAUUUAAAUCUUGUGUCAGAGCCAAACAGCCCUAAAUCUUCACAACACAGUGCCCCCACCACACUUAAAUCCAAGGGUCCGAACAGUCAGCAAAACAUGUUAAGGCGCAAGAGAGGCGGAAAGAGGAGGAGGAGAGUAAGUAACGUGUUGAUAAAGAGCGAGCAAGUCGUUGAGGGCCAUGAAGGCAGCACCGACACCCAACUCACAGAAGACUGUGCAGACGUGGAUAAGGAGGCCAAGUUAGAGGAUGACGCAAAUGUCAUCUACAUUAAAAGAGGAGGCAAAACUCUGAUGAAGUGCGGCUACUGUGGUCGUGUAUUUAAAUUUCAGUCCCAGUUCGUCAUCCAUCAACGGAUUCACACGGGAGAGAGACCGUUCAAGUGUUCCGAGUGUGGCAAAGGUUUUACCAAAAAUUCCAACUUAAAUCUGCAUCUCAAGACCCACAGAAAGAGCAACAUUUACCAAAAAUGCCCAUUUUGCAAGAUCAAAUUCUCCUGCUCAGAGUACACGUCUCAUAUGGAGAUGCACGCACAAGAGCUGGCCCAGGAAUCCGAGAAUGAAAAAUCUGAAAUAAAGAGCAGAGGGGUUGACCAUGAAAAUGGCCAGGCACCUCAGACACCAGUUUCCCCGGGGAAGAAACAAAGGAAAGUGUGUCAGUACUGUGGUAAAACGUUCCCCUUCCAGUCCGCGCUUGUAAGACAUGUGCGUGUCCACACGGGGGAGAAGCCUUAUAAGUGUGAUAUAUGUGCCAAAGCUUUCGGUCAGGCUUAUUUCCUCCGCGUUCACGAGCUCACGCACUGGUCUGUGAAGCGUUACAACUGCACACUCUGUGAAAAAUCAUUCACUCAUUACAGCAAUGCAAAAAAUCACACGUGUCGACCCACGGGAGGAAACGACGACUCAGAACCCAACAGACGUGCAAGGUCUUCACUGACGUACACGUGCCACAUCUGCAAGAAUAUUUUUGACCAUUUGCAGGAGUUCAACAGUCACAUGAAAGCCCACACUGGUGCCAAGCUUUACCGCUGCUUGUUUUGUGACAAGCUGUUUGGUGUAAUGUCUGAAUUUAACACCCAUCGCAACCAGUGCAGAGAGAGAAACGCCUCCAGGUCUGGUGUAAAGGAGGAAGACAGAAUGUCCCUGAUACAGUACACAGUGCCUGCUCUGAGGUGUUCGUCAGCACACUACUCGGUUUCUCCCAUCACUGCUGCAAUAUGCGGAACACGGACAAAACGACCACAGACGAUCCACAAGAAACGCGUCGCUGACCGAAAGAAACCGUUCCAGUCAGUCGUACCGGCCCACCAGCUCUCGCACCUCGUGUCCAAGUUAAACGAACUGGACAACCGAUCCGACCCCAGGAAAUAUCUGUGUCCGAGCUGCGGGCGACAGUUCAGACACAUGGGCAGACUCCGAGCCCACAUGCUCACGCACGCCCCGGGUCAGAGGUACACCUGUACCUGCUGCGGUAAGACGCUACAAAACUGGAGAAAACUGUGGCGUCACCAGCGAAUCCACAGACAGAGACACGGCCGCUUCACUUGUCCUCAGUGCGGGCGAGGCUUUCGGUUUGCAGAGCCUUACAAGAAACACAUGAGCGAGCACCAGGAGUUCCAGUGGGUUCAGUUCAGGCCUAAGAAAGUGUUUCUGCCUUAUCAAUGUGAGCAAUGCAGGUGCAGCUUUAAGACUCUGGACUUGCUGUUCAGUCACCAGCUUUGCCAUUCAGCAUCGCAAGACACGCACAAGGACGCUGCUUUUGAUGUAUACGAUUUAUCAGAUGAACAUAGUCCACAAGCAAACAAGAAAACGUUUGCCCCUUCUACUAACGACUAUAUUGCAACGGUACAUGAACUUGAGGACAGCUUUUCUCCUCUGGGAACCUCUUUCAAGUAUCCAGAUCCACUUCCUCCAGAAUCACAUCUAGUGCCCGUGAUUUCUCUUGUCGAAAAUCCGGGUGUAGAUUCGGGUGAAGCGUCCCCGUGUCCCAGCACCAUGCACUCAAUCCAAGACAGAGAAACCAGCCAUGACAGACAAGAUGGAAAUCCACUUGGAAAACACAUUACACCGUUUAGAACUGUGAAAAGAUGCACGGCCCAAAAUGCCAGCAAAUCAAAUGAUGGGUCUUCAGAUGGUAUUCAGUGCGCUGUGUGUGGUAAGGCCUAUCCUGCCAUUUCAGACCUUUAUCAGCACUAUUUACAGCAUGCUAGAGGCCAGGUGUAAGACCAUGCAUACAAAGAUGCAAUUCCUCGUACUAUUUGUUAAUACAGUGGAAAAAAAACAAAAUAUGGCACUUAAAUACCUGGAAACUAUUUUAAACUAAUCAUAUGACAAGUUUCCAUUUUGAAGAUAUGCACUGAGGGCCUGAUCUACUAAAAGUUUAGUGUAAAAACGUGUGUAAACUUUAUUUUACCCACAAAAGAGACUGCAAGCUGGUCUGCCAACGAUGCGCACUGAGGAUUGCAUUUAGAAUAACACACACUCUCCAUUUAGUACGUUUGCCUUAAUGAAUAUGCAGUAUCAGGCAUUUCUACCUGAGUGAGCAAAAUAUUAUGAUAAUUUAGCACACACACUGUGAUUAACAAAGCCUGAAAAUAAUUGCGGCGAUUGUGACGGCGUCUACAUUUAGGGCCUGACCUACUAAGCUCCCAAAUAAGCAGUGCUUAAUUGCGUGUGAUUAUAACAGACUGCAAAUUCGGUUGGUGGGCGUAUUGCCGGUGAUCUACUAAACAUAAUUGCGUAAAUGAUAACAGGUGCAAACAUGUUAGAGGCAGUAGGGCUGCUCUAUUAUCGAAAAAAUCAUAAUCACGAUUAUUUAUGGACAAUAUCAAAAUCACCAUUAUUUAAACGAUUAUUAAUAUGUGCCCUUAUUCUGAAGUCUAUGCUUUAUUUUUUUUAAUCACUUCCAGUUCCGGUAAAUACCGAUGUCGGCUGCGUGUCUUAUUCAUCCGUGAAACCAGGAUAUCGGUGCCCGGUUAUUCAAACCCUUAAUGAUGGCAACCCUAACACUCUAUGACCGACUGACCGGCGCGGAGAAAUGCGGGUCCGGUCUGACCCAUAGAUAUGGUCGGACCGGUCUGAACAGCCAGGCGGGAGCGCGCUUGAGAAUAGUGGUGUGCGGCGCGGCCGCUACAUGGUCUGCUGCUGCCCUCCCUGCUUUUCCACUCGCGCUGUUUUUUUCACAGCCGGUCACCACACACACAACUCGCCUCCUUCACCUUCACUUUACAGCUGCUUGAGAGUGAGAGCCAGUCAGCUGGGCCGCUGAAUGCUUUGGAGGAAGGACUGAAUUGCGCAUGCGCGUCUCUUCCAAAUAAUCGUUUCAACUCGAUUAUAGUAGUUUAGAGAUCGUUUGACCCCAUAAUCGUAAUCACGAUUUAAUUUUGAUUAAUCGAGCAGCACUAAGAGGCAGUAUUAUUUAGAUUAGGGUUUUUCUCGAGUUACUGGUUUCCGCCCUGGAUCAUUACGGGAGCAGAUUGAACGAAAGUGCAAAGCGAACUUGAAUGCCAUGGAAUGGGAGGUGUUAGUGGAUGAGACAAACAAACGUGUUGCUGAGCUACAGCAAAGAAAUGUUAAUAUAACUCAAGGAAAUGCGAAUAAAGAAAAUGCUGUGGGUGAAACAUACACCGCGUUCCACAUUAUUAUGCAAAUUACACUUUGCUCAGAUUUUCCUAAAUAGUAAUGCACAGCCAGUCAGUAUAAUUUUCAAGUCAUCAACUGUUAGAGUAUAAUUCAAAUUUUAUUGAACAAACCUCCCAAUGAUAACAGUAUUUUUUUCAAAAAUGAAAAACUCAAAAUGGAGUGUUGCAAAUUAUUAUGCAGAGUUUCUGAGUUUCAAAGUUUCAAGAUAUUUUAUAGGUUGUAAAGAACUAAAAAUUGUCAUUUGUUGAAUUUGCAGCAUUAAGAGGUCAUACUUACUGAAAUCAAAAAAAGUUUUAAUCAAAAACAUCUUAACAGGUCAAGUUACAUGUUAACAUAGGACCCCUUCUUUGAUAUCACCUUCACAAUUCUUGCAUCCAUUGAACUUGUGAGUUCUUUGAUAGUUUCUGGUUUAAUGUCUUUGCAGGAUGCCAUAAUAGCCUCCCAGAGCACCUGCUUGGAUGUGAACUGCCUUCCACCCACAUAGAUAUUUUGCUUGAUGAUGCUCCAAAAGUUCUCAAUAGGGUUAAGGUCAGGGGAAGAUGGGUGCCACACCAUGAGUUUCUCUCCUUUUAUGCCCAUAGCACCCAAUGCCCCAGAGGUAUUCUUUGCAGCAUGAGAUGGUGCAUUGUCAUGCAUGAAUAUGAUUUUGCUUCGGAAGGCACGGUUCUUCUUUUUGUACCACGGAAGAAAGUGGUCAGUUAGAAACUCUACGUACUUUGCCGAGGUCAUUUUCACACCGUCAGGGACCCUGAAGGGGCCUACCAGCUCUCUCCCCAUGAUUCCGGCCCAAAACAUGACUCCGCCACCUCCUUGUUGACAUCUCAGCCUUGUUGGGACAUGGUGGCCAUUCACCAACCAUCCUCUACUCCAUCCAUCAGGACCAUCAAGGGUUGCACGGCACUCAUCCGUAAACAAAAUAGUUUGGAAGUUAGUCUUCAUGUAGUCCUGAGCCCACUGCAACCUUUUUUGCUUGUGAGCUUGGUUUAGGGGUGGCCGAAUAACAGGUUUAAGGACACUUGCAAACCUCUUGAGCAUCCUACAUCUUGAAGUUCGCGAGACUCCAGAGGCACCAGCGGCUUCAAACACCUGUUUGCUGCUAUUCAAUGGCAUUUUAGUGGCUGCUCUCUUAACCCUACGCAUUUGUUUGGCAGAAAUCUUCCUUAUUUUGCCUUUGUCUGAACGAACCCACUUGUGCUGUGAAUCAGUGACAAAUUUCUUCACCGUCUGAUGAUCACGCGCAAUUCUUUUGGAAAUAUCCAAUGUUGUGAUACCUUGACCAAGGUAUUGCACUAUUUGCUGCUUUUCAGCAGCAGAGAGAUCCUUUUUCUUCCCCAUUUUGCCUGAAACAUGUAGCUUGCUUAAUAAUGUGGAACAUCCUUCUUAAGUAUUUUUCCUUUGAUUGGGCUCACCUGGAAAACUAAUUAUCACAGGUGUCUGAGAUUGAUUUCAAUCAUCCAAAUAGCCCUGAGACACAAUACCUUCCAUGAGUUUAAUUCAAAAACUAAAAAAUGAAUGUUUAUGACCCUUAAAUCCAAUUUGCAUAAUAAUGUGGAACGCGGUGUAAAGAAUAACCGAUGAAAUUACGAUAGAGUACAGGAAAGAUAACAGGAAAUAAGAAGAUAACAUGAAAUAAGAAGAGCAAAAGAUAAAAAAGCUCAUCAUAAAACCUCGUCAAAUAAAACGAUAUAACUCCUUCCAUGCUGUCUCCUCCUCACCACAAUUACUGCAGCCAUCUGUGCUCAUCGCUGUGCCGAUUAGCACCUACCUUUCAAACUAAUUCAAUAUAGACUCAUUCACAAUAGGCCAAAUUAUUUUCUGCCUUUGGUUAAUCACAAUGCGUGUGUAAAAUUAAAUUAUUUGAAUCUAUUCCUCCCAAUGCUAAUCGGCACAGUGUCACUCUUUAUUUGGGAUCUUAGUAGAUCAGGCCCUGAAUGUACCAUAGAAGAAUGAGACUACAUUUUCAACUUGACACUGAAGCCACUACGCUUACUUUGGUUUUUCUUUUCUUUGAAAGAAGCAUCCCUUCAUUCAUGCGAUUGGCUAAAUAACAUUUCAACAGGAAUUAUAACAUUUGUGAAUGUCCGAACAUAAAACCUCAGUAAAAAAAAUAGUUCAAGCACUUUGAAUUUGUGUAUUAUCUUGUUGCCCUGACUCAUUGUACCAACUUUUUUAUUUUCACUCCCAAGUCAGUUUGCAAACCACCACUGACCAGAUUUCAGACUGAAUCUAUUUAUAAACUCCUUGAGUUUCUUUAAUUAAAAGUUGUUGUAACUGCAAAAUCAAGUUUUUCAUGAAGUUAUUCAAUAUUAUGAGCAAUCAUUUGAAUGGUCCAUUUAAUUUCAAAUUCAUUUCAUCAAUUUACCGACAAAUUUACUUCUGAAGAUUUAAUAUCAAUUUUCUGAUCUGUAAGUCAAACUGUAGCUAAAAUGUUUCAGAGAGCACGUUUAACCAAUUCCAAAUGAGUUUUCCUGUUGAGGGACAUGCGGCUGCUUUUGUGUUAACAUUUUUAAUGUCAGUGUCGCACUCAUCAUGCGCAUGUUUGUCAAAGGGUUUGUGAUGCUGUGGAUUUGUGAUGUGUUGGCUGAAAUCAAAUGAUGCUAAAUUUCUAUUACAAACCUUCCACACUUUCAGCACCAAGUUCUGUCAAACAGCCAUUGUUCUUCACUACUGCUUUUUCAUGCUUAUAUGUUGUAUAUAGUUUAUCUACAGUUUGUCUUAAAAACAUUAAAGGUCACUUUUGUAUUAA
Pleuronectes platessa (European plaice) is the source of this 7724-nucleotide messenger RNA. Its product is annotated as zinc finger protein 729. The transcript has 2 exons. The record is from RefSeq and is a predicted model, not a curated record. NCBI's taxonomy places the organism in Eukaryota, Metazoa, Chordata, Actinopteri, Pleuronectiformes, Pleuronectidae. The coding region runs from base 17 to 3559 and encodes 1180 amino acids.